UAUUGUAAAUUUAAAAUUACAAACAUGAAGUUCUUAGUAGUGUUGUUCGCAGUUUUAUACACUUGCUCGGCUUUGCCCCAGCUCAAGAUUGAGGAGCGCAUUGUUGGCGGAACACCAGCUGCCGAUGGCGCUUCACCAUACAUGGUCUCUUUGAGACAACCAACCACCAACCGCCAUUUCUGCGGAGGUUCUUUGUUGUCCAAGAGAUGGGUAUUGACUGCUGCUCACUGUGUCACCGUUGGAGGACAUAACCAAGUCGUAGCUGUUGUAGGAACCAACAAAUUGAGCUCCGGAGGCACCACAUACAAAGCUGAACGUGUUGUUGUACACGAACGUUAUGGCAAUGCUGAUAUUGACAACGAUCUUGCCUUGAUCAAGUUGACCCAAGAUGUCGUAUUCACUGACCGCGUACAGCCCGUCACCGUAUCCAGAACUACAGUCAAAGGAGGAGAAACCUUGAGAAUCACUGGAUGGGGUUACACCAACCACGGUGGCCCAGUUCUGCCCGACAGUUUGCAAGAACUUCAUGUAACCGCCCAGACCCCAAGCACAUGCCAAAAAUACACACCAGCCGCCACACAAUUGUGCACUUUCUUGAAGACUGGACAAGGAGUUUGCAACGGUGAUUCUGGAAGCGCCUUGUUGCUCAAUGGUCAACAAGUCGGUAUUGCAUCCUACAUCUUGAACCAAUGUGCAGGAGGAUUCCCAGACUACUUCACAAGAUUGUCUUUGUACAACGACUGGAUCGACAACGUUAUGAGACAAUACUAAAUUUAAUAUUUAAUAAAUUAACUUGAAAUCUUUUUUGAGAACCUAGUAAAUUACAAACCAAUAUUUUUAAUAAUUUAAAUAAAUUAUAUUAAACAGAUA
This is a messenger RNA of Ctenocephalides felis (cat flea), 870 nucleotides long. Its product is annotated as chymotrypsin-2-like. Gene Ontology annotation, biological process: proteolysis. The transcript is spliced from 5 exons. Lineage: Eukaryota; Metazoa; Arthropoda; Insecta; Siphonaptera; Pulicidae. Gene Ontology annotation, molecular function: serine-type endopeptidase activity. Bases 25 to 771 code for a protein of 248 amino acids. The record is from RefSeq and is a predicted model, not a curated record.